AUCAAAAGAGUCACAGACAGUCACACCGAACCAUACAUUUUCAAUCAAUCAGUACGUACGCUGAAUUGAUAAGAGGCCCCCGUUCGCUACUGCCUUUGUUUUGUUUUGUUUUGAUUUUUCCUCUUCCAUCUGUCCACAUACUUCAUGCGCAUCUUGUGUAGAUUUGUUCCAGCCAGCAAACAAACACUUACCCCACUUAUAGGGCUCAGAAGCUUUACAACAACAAAUCGAACAACCAGUCGCUACAGAGUAGCAAGAUCAAAGCACGUCCAGCCCGGCAUGGCUUCGGCUACUACGCUAAAGGGCCAGCCCCUUGAUCGCCCAGUUCUCGAUUCGCUGCUCCGUCGGCGCAUGUUCUACACCCCCUCCUUCGAUCUAUACGGCGGUGUUGCUGGCCUCUACGAUUAUGGCCCACCAGGCUGCGCGCUGCUUACCAACAUGAUCGAGUUAUGGCGCAAGCACUUCGUGCUAGAGGAGGAUAUGAUGGAGCUGGAUUGCACGGCACUUACUCCCCACGAGGUUCUCAAGACAUCCGGCCACGUUGACAAGUUCUCCGACUGGAUGUGCAAGGAUCCAAAGAACGGCGAGAUUAUCCGCGCCGACCACUUCGUCGAGGAGAUCCUGAACCAGAGAUUAAAGGGCAAUCUAGAGGCGAGAGGCCAGCAGGUCGAGGAGAAGGAGGUUGAUCCUGCAAAGAAGAAGCGCAAGGUCAAGGAGACCAAGGCUAUCAAACUUGAUGAUGCCGUUGUUCAGGAGUACGAGGAGAUCUUGGCAAAGAUUGACAACUACAAUGGCGAAGAACUUGGGGAGCUCAUUGCGAGAUACGAGAUGAAGAACCCCAAUACUGGCGUUAUGCCCGAGCCACCAGUGGCAUUCAACCUCAUGUUCCAGACCAGCAUCGGCCCCAGCUCCAACGCCCCUGGCUUCCUCCGCCCAGAAACUGCGCAGGGCCAGUUCCUCAACUUCGCCAAGCUCCUCGAGUUCAACCAGCAGCAAAUGCCUUUUGCUUCCGCGUCCAUCGGCAAAUCGUUUAGAAACGAGAUCUCCCCACGUGCUGGUCUGCUCCGUGUGCGCGAGUUCCUGAUGGCUGAAAUCGAGCAUUAUGUCGAUCCUCUCGGCGGCAAGAAGCAUUCUCGUUUCGCCGAAGUCAAGGAUGUCGAGCUUGUCCUUCUCAACAGGACUACCCAGUUGUCUGGCAAGACUAAUGUCGAGACUGUGACUAUUGGCAAGGCCGUUUCUGAUGGCAUCGUCGAUAACGAGACUCUCGGUUACUUCUUGGCCCGUGUCCAGCUUUUCUUGAAGAAGCUUGGCGUUGACCAAACGAAAAUCAGGUUCCGCCAGCACAUGGCGAACGAGAUGGCGCAUUAUGCGACCGACUGCUGGGAUGCCGAGCUGCUCACGAGCUACGGCUGGGUGGAGUGUGUAGGCUGCGCUGAUAGAAGCGCAUACGAUCUUACUGUCCACUCCAAGAAAACUGGUAUUCCUCUGGUCGUGCGCGAAACUCGUGCCGAGCCCCUCGUUAUCGAGGAGUUCGCUGCCGAGGUUGACAAGAAAAAGUUUGGUCCCUUCUUCAAGAAGGACGGCAAGGCCGUCGAGGCCGCCAUUGCCGCCACUACGCAAGAACAGCGUGAGUCGCUGGCCAAGGAUCUUGCCCAGAAUGGCAAGAUCGCCAUCGAAGUACCAGGCGUCGGCAACGGCACCGUCGAGAUCUCAAAGGAUCUCUUGGUCAUCGAGAAGCGCACCCGCACCGAGCACACAAGAGAGUACACGCCCAAUGUCAUCGAGCCUUCCUUCGGUAUUGGACGCAUCCUUUACUCCCUCCUCGAGCACAACUACUGGACCCGCGCCACCGAGGGCAAUGACGAGUCCCGCGGUGUUCUCUCGUUCCCACCCCCCAUCGCGCCCACCAAGGUCCUCCUCGUGCCCCUUUCCGGCCACGAGUCCUUCAAGCCGAUCAUAAAGCACCUUUCGCACAAGCUGCGCGCCAUGGGCAUCUCCAACCGCAUCGACGACUCAUCGGCGUCCAUCGGGCGGCGCUACAGCCGCAACGAUGAGCUCGGCACCCCGCUGGGCAUCACGGUCGAUUUCCAGAGCGUGCAGGAUAAGACGUUGACACUAAGAGAUCGUGACUCGACGAAGCAGGUUAGGGCAGACGAGGCGACGAUUAUCAAGGCGAUUCAGGAGGUGGUCAAUGGCGAGAAGGAAUGGAAGGAUAUAGAGAAGGAGCUGCCUGCCUUUGAGGGUCAGGAUGCCGAGGUGGCCAUUCCUAUCCGGUAGGGGGGGAUAUUAGGUGUUGGCUUUGUAACGUUGUGCAUAACUGCAUGGGGUAGAUAGUGUAGAAUGGAAAGU
Messenger RNA from Pseudogymnoascus verrucosus, 2349 nucleotides. It is a transcript of the gene GRS1, whose product is annotated as Glycine--tRNA ligase 1, mitochondrial. Gene Ontology annotation, cellular component: cytoplasm; mitochondrion. Bases 145 to 2277 code for a protein of 710 amino acids. The record is from RefSeq and is a predicted model, not a curated record. The transcript is spliced from 2 exons. Gene Ontology annotation, biological process: mitochondrial glycyl-tRNA aminoacylation. Gene Ontology annotation, molecular function: ATP binding; glycine-tRNA ligase activity. Lineage: Eukaryota; Fungi; Ascomycota; Leotiomycetes; Thelebolales; Thelebolaceae.